AUGUUGGACAAUCCUUCUCGUACCAUAUGUGACUUCAUACCGCUCCUUGGCCGAAAUGGGUCCGAUCCGAUAUUACAAGAGGCCAUCACAAGUCUGCCGUACCAGGUCAAAGAGGGCAGCGGUGGGCCAGUCGUCACCUUUGAGACGCGCGGGAAGAAAGGUUCAUUAACGGUGGAGCGAGCCGCAGGUAUCUUGAUGAGUAACCUGAGGGACACCGCUGCAAAAAUAAUUGGCGAUGACGUCCGGCACGCCGUGGUUGCAGUGCCGACCAGCUUCAACAACCGCCAGAAAGAAAGUCUCAAGGCGGCCGGUCACACGUACCACCUGAACGUGCUACGAACUGUCAGCGCCUCAACAGCCGCAGGCAUCGCGUACGAGCUGGACAGCAAGAACGGCGAACGCAAUGUGGUUGUCCUCGACAUGGGUGCCAGCAAGUCCGAAGCGACUGUGCUCAACAUCGACCAAGGGGUUUUCGAGCCUUUGACAACAGUGUCUAUACCGAUGGGCGGGCACCAGUUGAACAAGAAGUUCGCGCAACUCAUUGCCGCCGGAUGUGCUGAAGAGGGAGUCAUCCUCGAUCAGCAGGCGCUGGCCGAGCUAGAAAAGGACAUCGAGGCUGCGAAGAGAUCAUCGCUUGGACUUGGACCUGGUGACUACUGCACCGUCACUAGUUGUCACGAGAAGUGUCCUGGUCUGCGUCAGCAAAUCAAAAUGAAGAAGCAGGUCAAUGACGGCAUGGAUGAAUUCAUCUCUACCGCCGUACUCGAACCUCUGAAGCGGGCACUGAAGAAUGCGAAUAUGAAGUUGGAAUGGGAAUCGAGCAAUCCCUGGUUUCAAAGGGCCGGCGUACCCUAUAUACCGUCAGACAUCAUCGAUGUCGAGAGUUUCGUUCCCAUUGGCGGUUUUAGCAAAAUGCGAACGGGUCCUGGGGACUUCGACGUGGAUGAAGCUGUUCUAAAAGGGGUGGCCAUGCAAGCUAAAGUGCUCACAGAGUAUGAUGACAACGAUGGUUGCAGGUUGUUCGAUGUGAAUAUGCUCAGUCUCGGUCUGGAAACAGGAGAGGGGUACAUGCGCAAGAUUGUUCCGCGCAAUAUGCCGAUUCCCACCCGCAAGAGACAGGAUUUCACCACGGCUUACGAUAACCAAGAGUCCAUGCUCAUCCGUGUGUUUGAAGGCGAACGUAGGAUGGCUAGGGACAACUUGCUCCUGGGAGAGUUUGAGUUGACGGGCAUACCUCGAGCACGUCGACAUGUCCCUCGGGUUGAAGUUGCUUUCGAGGUUGAUGCCGACAACAAACUUCGUGCUACUGCUCAGUAUAGGGAGUUCGAAGAAACUGGGCCGGUCGGCGUACCGACCAUGGAGCGCUACGUCGAGUUUGUGGAGGGGGCUAUGGACAGAGGAGACGUUAUCGAUCCGCCCGGAGCUACCGAUGACUGGAAAGAAGAAGCUCGCGGUGUCGUCCAGGCUACAAGAGAUUGGCUGGCCCGCGACUCUGCGACGGCCUCGAUGGCGGAUUUCGACCGAGAGAAGUCAAAGCUGUGGGACGUGGCGCGCAAGUUGCUGAGUUAUGAUCCUGUCGGCAGGGUGUACAUUGUUGGUAGUAAGAUGCAGCGUGACAGAGUACAGCAUGAUGAGCUUUGA
Molecule: messenger RNA, 1641 nt
Organism: Diaporthe amygdali
Lineage: Eukaryota; Fungi; Ascomycota; Sordariomycetes; Diaporthales; Diaporthaceae
Product: hsp70-like protein
Exons: 9
Coding region: 1-1641 (546 amino acids)
Biological process (GO): cellular response to unfolded protein; protein refolding
Cellular component (GO): cytoplasm
Molecular function (GO): heat shock protein binding; ATP hydrolysis activity; ATP-dependent protein folding chaperone
Source: RefSeq, a predicted model, not a curated record